AUGUACAUCGUGUACAAGGGGGAUGAUGCACGAGAGCACUUGAAGGAACUAACCAAGCAAACGAAAGACGAUUUCCCUGAACAGGAACGCAAAGUCGCCGCGGUAGCUGUAUACAAGCAUAUUUUGAAGUCUUUCGCAGACGUUUUCCCUAAGGAUGGGACUUUCUUCUAUGACAGGGCUGCUGUUCUCUUUUCAGCUCAGAGGGAACUUAAACUCGGAGGAGAGGAAAAAGUGAUGAUGUUGCCCGCAAGUCUGGUGUCAGCAGCUGGUAGCGGUGCUACCGGUAUUCGUGUCGUAAUCAAAAAAGUCACAGAUGGGUACCAGGUAUGUUUAGCUUCCUUACUCAGCCAGUGUGGUUUGGGUUCAGACAUUGGUGUAGCUCCAUGA
Cooperia oncophora is the source of this 387-nucleotide messenger RNA. Lineage: Eukaryota; Metazoa; Nematoda; Chromadorea; Rhabditida; Trichostrongylidae. The record is from the annotation of a GenBank genome assembly.